Messenger RNA from Lates calcarifer (barramundi perch), 4341 nucleotides. It is a transcript of the gene znf296, whose product is annotated as zinc finger protein 296. Gene Ontology annotation, biological process: positive regulation of transcription by RNA polymerase II. The transcript has 3 exons. Gene Ontology annotation, molecular function: RNA polymerase II cis-regulatory region sequence-specific DNA binding; DNA-binding transcription factor activity. Gene Ontology annotation, cellular component: nucleus. The record is from RefSeq and is a predicted model, not a curated record. NCBI's taxonomy places the organism in Eukaryota, Metazoa, Chordata, Actinopteri, Centropomidae. Bases 346 to 2562 code for a protein of 738 amino acids.
AGAGUGUGUUACCCGAGGAGGGGGCGGGGUCAGGGUCGGAGAGGAGAGAGGAGUGAAGCUGAGCAGCGGUGUCGGUGGCGGGCGGUGCCUACAGUCGCACAUGCCCCCUUUUGCCCUCCGCUCGCUGCGGGGGAAGAAGCGUGAACUUGAACGCUGCCUUCACCGCUCAGUGCGAGUCCAGGCAGAGGCCAGUCAGUCUUAUCAGUCUGUCCCCCUGCCGCUCGGCUUUACGGUCAACUUAUCGGAGAAGGAGCAGCUGGACGGAUUCUUCUUCUUUUUGGUUUGGGAGUUUUUUGUUUUGGUAAUUUGCUGCUUGAGGUGCCAAAGCCGGAACGGCUCGACGCGAUGUCCAGGCGCAAACUUGGAAGCAGACCGCAGCACCUGAGUGCAUUUCAAGAUGCCACCGACAUGGCAGAGGGCAGCGGCCCAUCAGACGACCCGACCCCUGCUCCCCAGCAGGUACGAGUCCCUGACGAGGGUAGCGACCUCCUGACCUGCGGCCAGUGCAGCCAGGCCUUCCCCCUUGCCCACAUCUUGGCGUUCAUCCAGCACAAACAAGGUGGCUGCCUCUCCCGGAACCAGGCCUCAAAUGCCAGCGCCACGCCCCCCUCGCCUGCCAACCGCCAUCAGCAGCAGCAGCGUGUCUCAAACGCUGAGCUGGGGCCGGGCUUCAUCGAGCUGAGGAGAGGGGGGGCUGCCAGGGACAGAGCCUGGGGGGAGGAGCCUGGCGCGAGAACGAAGGCGGAGCCCAGCAAAGCAGAGGAGCCGUCCUAUUUCACCUGCCAGCAGUGCGAAGGCGUGUUUUCAUCUGCAUGGGCGCUCUUACAGCACGCUCAGCACACACACUCCUUGAGCAUCUACCAAGAGGACCUGGAGGGUGACGCAGACAUGAGAGGAGGAGGAGAAGGUCUUAAAGAGCACAAAUCUGCUGCAGCCACUCUGGACCCACGCCACCUGAGCCAAGCUCUCGCCUCUGCCUUUCAGCCCUCCGCCCUGCGCCUCGGUCGCUCCCGUCAGACACACGCCACCUCCACCUCCACCUCCUCGUCCAGUAAUGUGCAAGCUCUGAACUUUUCAGUGCGGCUCAGGGAGCUUGCCGAGGGGAAUAGUAACACUGCCGGUAGCUCCCCCGGAGGCCUGGUGCUGUCUCCGUCCUCUUCUCCGCCAGCGGCUUCUCCCUUUCCUCAGACCGGGUUCCUCCAGGCCGACUUCCACUGCGAGCUGUGCAACCAGAACUUCCAGUCCCUGCGCGCCCUCUCAGCCCACCGCCGGACUCACGCCUGCGAGAGGCCCUAUCACUGUGGAGUGUGCGGGCAGGCCUUUGCCCAGAGUGGCCAGCUGGCCCGUCACAUAAGGAGCCAUCACAGGGAGGCCGGAGGUGGAGGAAGUGGAUAUGAGCCGGUGGAGAUGGUUGUGAUGGAGGAGGAUGUAGGGAGGCAGGGGAUGAGAGGGAGGUUUCAAAUGCAGCCAGCUGGAAACAUUGGAAAGGGAAUGGUUGGUGUAGAUGUAAGGGCCCAGGGCCCCUCGGAGCUGGACCUGACCCUGCCCAAACACCCCUCCAUAGCCUCAGGCCUGAUGAUGCUGACCUCGCAGGUUAGGCCGUCAGACAGGGAGCUGCUGAGGCUGUACCAGCGCCAGAGAGAGGGGGUAGAGGGAGUAGAGGAGGAGGCAGAGGGGCAGGGGGAGCCCCAGCACACCUCACCCUGCGCCAGCCCCUCUGAGGGCUCGCUGGAGAGCGGAGAGACGGGAGGUAGUGGCGAAAGCGGAAUCGCCAGCGGCAACUGCACACCCAAACGUCCCGAGAUGGGCGACAGAGUGCGAGGGGUCGGGGAGUGGGAGAACGAGAGAGGGGAGAUCAUCGAGAGGGAGAAAGACUGGAGCUCAGUCAAAGUGAGUGAGGCUGUGCAGGAGUGGCAGAGGGAGAACGAGCGGAGGAGCGUAGCAGGAGGUGUCAGCGCAGGAGGAAACAACAAUAUUACUACUGCUGGCUCAGCUGGUAAAAAAAAGAAAGACGAGGCCUGCGAGUACUGUGGUAAACAGUUCAGAAAUAGCAGCAACCUGACUGUGCACCGCCGCAGCCACACAGGUGAAAGGCCCUACCGCUGCGGCCUCUGCAACUACGCCUGCGCUCAGAGUUCAAAGUUAACGCGCCACAUGAAGACCCACGGUGCCCAGGGGGCCAAGGCGUCCUUCCUGUGCCAGCUAUGCGCGGUACCCUUCACCGUCUACGCCACCCUGGAGAAACACCUGAAAAAAGUCCACGGCCUGAGCCACGCCAGUGUGGGGGCGUACGCUCAGGCCAGCGCCGCGGACACUUUAGCUGCCAUAAAAGCUGAAGAAGAAGCAGCAGUGGCGGUGGUGAAAAUGGAGGAGGAUGAAGCCAGUUUGGAUCGGAUAGAGAUGGAGAGCAAAAUGGAGAGCGAUGCGGUGAAAAGCAUGGAGGUGGAGGAAGGCCAGAGCCAAGCAGAUUAUGUGGAAAGCGGGGGGAGUCCGGCCAUAGUGGGCGAUCUCCCACCUGAGAGCAGCGCAGAAGUGAGCUCAGCUUUGACUUCUGCACCGUGAGAGCUGUUCUCUUUUCACUGAUUGACGUUAAAAUAGCACUGUAUAGGAUUUAAGUCACCCUUCAAAUAGAAAGAACUCGUCCCAUCAGUCAAGUUAAACUGGAAUCUAGAGAAGAAGAAGAAGAAGAAGAAGAAGAAGAAGAAGAAGAAGCAACAGCGCUGUGGAAAAGCAGCAGGCAGUUGUGUCCUCCCUGCCAGCACUGAGGCACUCGGCAGCCACGUUGCUCACAAUUGUAUGCAAAGCUGCUGUCUGAAACUAGGUGCCUACACUUCUUUAGACCACAGAGCAAAAACAAGGCCAUGACAUUCAGCAGGGAGAUUACCAGAGCUCUUGAACAGGAAGUGAACUGCCACAGUCCACACCGACACAGGAAACUGAUCACCAUGUUGCAGUGCAGGAUGCAAAAGACGAGUGAUUUAUCUCUCUGGUGACCCACUGGACAGGUGGAGACGGAUAUUAACUGUCAGAUAAUACAGAGAAAGGAUUAUAUCAAAUAAUAAAGAAAAAAAACCCUAGCAAUAGAACGAUGUUAAUAUAUUUUCAGCAGCAGAUGGGGAGAGAGGUGAUAUCAUGCUACCUAGCUGUUUUCUUUUGAGAAGACCUUUUAAAGACGUGUUGAACAGACACAGGGGUGAAAUGAAUCCAAACACUGUCUGCCUGCAGUUUCUCAGACUCCUCUUUUUAAAGGCACUUGGUUGUCACAACACUUGUCACUUAACGUAAUGUUUACAGGGCUCUCAGGGGCCUAGCAAGGUUGUGCUCUGACUUUGUGACAGUAUGUAUGGAUGAGUUUCUGUUUUUUUAUGUUUGUUUUGUCAGAUUUUAUAAAUGUGAAUGAGAAGACUUUAAAGUCUCAUCUACUGAUGUUUUUUUUUCUUCUCAUGAUUAGUUUCUAUGCAUAAAAAACCUGCAAUUUUACCUACAUGUGAAACGGGUGUGUAUUAUUUUUCUCAAUGUGUACUUAGUAUUGUGACGGUAAUUCCUCUCUUUCAUUGUUUACAUUUGUAAAAGGCCGGACUGCUUGAAGCUUGUGCAUGUUUUCCAGCCAUUUAAAACUGUUCUUUUUUUUCUUCCUUUUUUUUGAGUUUAUUCCUAAUUUAUGAAUGCCGCAUGUUGGAGAUUCUGUAACUGAAAAAAGUCUGUUUCACUGCUGAACUACAGGGUUGAGAGGUGGGGUAGUAGAGAGCUGAUUGGUGGAGAGUUUUGUGCGAGCACUUGGGUGAGUGAGUGAAUGUUUUUGUGUGUACAUAAGACAAAAAAAAAAAAAAAACAUCCUCUACUUGAACCCUCUGUACUGUCAUCUUGUGUCUUGAGCAUGACUCGGCUGGUCGUAAUCUCCAUGCCGUGCUCGUGAUUCAGAUUUAAAUGCAAGUUAAGCGUGAGGAAACCUGCUCAUAUAACAGGACAGGGGUCUUCAAGUAGAGUGUUACCAACUUUUUCGUAACUACUGUGAUGACUUUGUGUUACUGUGUCUGAUUUCUGCUUGCAUCCAUGUCAGGGAAAACAAAUUCUUUUGUGAGUGGUGUAAUGAAUGGUUAUGAGUGAGUGCAGUCUAACUGUUCAGGGAUAAUAUUUUGUACAUACUUGCUGUCACUAUACUUAUUAUUGUUAUUAUUAUUAAUAUUAUCUGCCUGUCUCUGUUACAUCCGCUUUUCCUAGCAUCGUCUCCUUUACGCUGAACACUGGCCGUUGUGAAGCUAUACCACUCUGCUGUCUUUGUAAACUUGACACCAUUUUGUACCAUGUCACGAGGAGCCUCAAUAAAGAAUUGAGGUGAAA